Messenger RNA from Dendrobium catenatum, 1093 nucleotides. RefSeq names its product nuclear factor 7, brain-like. Lineage: Eukaryota; Viridiplantae; Streptophyta; Magnoliopsida; Asparagales; Orchidaceae. The record is from RefSeq and is a predicted model, not a curated record. The transcript has a single exon. Bases 383 to 907 code for a protein of 174 amino acids.
CCGACCGCACCUCAUGUCGGAGAUUGCGGAUGUCAGUUCCGCUUCUUUGUUUCUCUUGCACAGUAACAGCAACGAAAAAAGCAGAAAUUUCAAAACCCUAGCGCUUAGAUCCACAUCCACUCCUAGAAUAACCUUUUAACUCUUUUUCCCUUCCUAUUUUCUCCUCCUCCUUCAAUCUUUGCCUCAAAUGAAACCUAGGGCUUCUCCAUGUGCUCUCUCAUCGAAGCAAAGCACGAUUCCAAAGGGGCAAAAGGAAUCCUGCGCUGGAGUUCAUUUGAACUAGAACAAUUCCCACUUCAACCAGCCGAUCUCUCGGCGAUUUGGGGUAAUUCGUCAGAACUAAAGGGAUUUAGCGCUUAAUCCCCGGAUAAUCGUGCUCGCCAUGGCGCAGACUAGCAUUCGGCAGAGAAGGACAACGCUCCUUGAGCAGAUCUCCAUGAUGGAGCCCACAAACCUCCGCGACCUCCUCAAUAUGCAUGAGGAAGACAGCUUCUCCGUCGCCAGUCGCCCUGGUGGCAGGGCUGUAACCCUAGCGUCGAUCCUGGAGUCGGAAAAGCGCGGCGAGCGAAGGCUUCUCGACAUCCUCCGGGAGGAAGGCGAAAGCAGCGGGAUGCCGCCGGAGACGGCGGAGGAGCGAGCGAUUAGGGUUCCGCUGAUGACGUUGAUGGAGCUAACCGAUGAGCUUGGAGGAGAUGACACGACAACCACCGUCGCCUGCAGCGGCGGCGGAAGCGAUGCGGUGGCGGAGGAGAUGGUGUGCUGUGUCUGCUUGGUGAGGAAGAAAGGGGCGGCGUUCAUCCCUUGUGGGCACACGUAUUGCAGGGUGUGCUCGCGGGAGCUGUGGGCCGUAAGGGGGUGCUGCCCACUCUGCAAUGGCGUUGUCGCUGAUGUUCUUGAUAUAUUCUGAUUUAUGGGUGCCAACAACCUGGUAAAGAUUUUGGAUCAAAUUCUUUCUAUAAUUUGUAUUCUGAUGACGAACUGAUGCUGAUGAUGAUGAUUUUGUGAUAUCGAUAUGUUUAAAUUUUUGCUUUUUUCUUGGAUUUUGUUUGGAUUGAAUGAUGGUAAAGGAAAUGAAAUGAAUUCUUAAAAAAAA